CGUGUGGCACCCGUGUUCCCGCGCCCCGGCCCGCCCGCCAUCACCGUCACCACCUGUGUCCUCCUCCUCCGGGACGUCACCCGGUUACCGGUCACCACCCCCUGUGACAUCGCCCAGGGCUCCUGUCCCCUCCACCUGCCUCGCCUGUGACAUCAGCGGGGACGGCGCCGUGGGACGUCACCCAAGUAGCUGUCAUCUCCACCACCUGUGACAUCAGCGGGGACGGCGCCGUGGGACGUCACCCAAGUAGCUGUCACCUCCACCACCUGUGACAUCACCCCCGCUCCGUCACCUCCGUCCCCUGUGCCCUGGAGCCCCCCGAGGCCAGGACCACCAGAGCAAGCAGACCCUCCCCCAACGCCCACCCUGCUGCACGAUGCCCUUAAACCCUGAGAGGAGCGGCCAGCGCGUGCUGUUUGCGGAGUGGCUGGUCAGCGCGGUGGGCAGCGGCCGCUACAAGGGAGUGUGCUGGGUGGACGCCGCCCAUACCCGCUUCCGGAUUCCCUGGAAACACUUUUCCCGGAAGGACAUCUCCCAGCAGGAUUCCCAGAUCUUCCAGGCUUGGGCUGCUGCCCGGGGCCGCUGCCAGGGGACACCGAAGGCCAUCGACUGGACCAAAUUGAAAACCAACUUCCGCUGUGCCUUGGUCAGCACCGGGCAGUUCAUGCUGCACGAAGACAACUCCCACCACCCGCUGGACCCCCACAAAGUCUUCGCCCUCUGCCACCCCAAGCCGGGGGCUCCUGACCUGCACGUGAAUAAGGAGGAGGAGGAGGAGGAGGAGGAGGAAGAGGAGGAGGAAGAAGCGUCUGGAAUAAAUCCCGAAAACAUCCCGGACUGUGCUGCAUCAAUCCAGCUAGAAGACAUUCUUCAGAUCCUGUCCCUGGAGGAGCAGAGCUGUGGCGCAGUGGCCCACCCCGAGGGCUUCCAUGUGACCAGCAACCGUGCCCCUGGCUACGGGCCCCAAGUGGCCUCCCCGGAUCUCCUGCAGCUGGCCCUGGAGCAGAGCCAGCUGCCCCAGGUCGGCUACUGGCCGGCCGAGAUGUGGGGACAGGGGGAUGGCCCCUGUGACCCGGGUGCCCCACUGGUGGAAUUGGGAGCCCGUGGCCCCUGGGGGCCUCCCGGCCCAGCGGAGGAGUCGUGCUCGGUGUGGACAGGUGCCACCCCCUACGAGGUGCCAGAGUACCCCCAGUCUGCCCCCGCCGAGGACAGCAGGACUUGGACAGGCCUGGAUCCAGUUCAGCCAGCCGGCCCCCUCGCCGUCCUCCCCCAGGAGCAGCCCACGCCUCCGCUCGCCAACCCUGCCCCUCCGGCCUGCAGCCCAGACCUCGGUGCCCGCGAGCUGGAGGUGACCAUCCUGUACAAGGGGCGGCCAGUCCACUGGGCCACGGUGGUCCAGGGCCACUGCGUGCUGACGUCCUGCCAGGGCCCGGUGGGCGGCCACCCCUGCGACCCCCAGACGGUGCCAUUCCCCAGCCCCGCCGAGCUGCCCGACCUGAAGCAGGUGCACUACACGCUGCAGCUCCUGGACCACGUAGGCCCCGGCCUGCAGGUCCAGCUGAGGGACCGGAAGCUGCUGGCCACACGCGGGGGCAAGUGCAAGGUAUUCUGGGAGCUGGCCGGCAGACUGACCCCCCGAGGACCCCAAUACGACCCCCAGACCAAGCCCCGCCUGCUCCCCCGCGACACUGAGACCCCCAUCUUCGACUUCAACCACUUCCUGGGCGAGCUGAAGGAUUUUCACGAGGGCCGGAGAAGUUCGUCCCCAGACUACACCAUCUACCUGUCCUUCGGCCAGACCUUGUCGGCCGCCAAGCCCAAGGAGAAGAAUCUCAUCCUGGUGAAGCUGGUGCCCAGGGUCUGUGCCCUGUACGUGGAGAAGGUACAGCGGGCGGGAGCGUCGUCCCUCAGCAGCGGCAGCCUCAGCCUCCACCUCUCCACCUCCAUCGACGGCCUCUUGGACCUCGAAAGCUUCCUCAUGGAUCUCGACCCCCAGGGCUAGGGCCGGGCCUCCCUGCCUCCCGCCCGGCCGGCCCCUCGUCAGUCAUUCGAUCGUAUUUAUUG
This is a messenger RNA of Tachyglossus aculeatus (Australian echidna), 2064 nucleotides long. RefSeq names its product interferon regulatory factor 7 (gene IRF7). Gene Ontology annotation, cellular component: nucleus. Gene Ontology annotation, biological process: immune system process; regulation of transcription by RNA polymerase II. The coding region runs from base 377 to 2002 and encodes 541 amino acids. Gene Ontology annotation, molecular function: protein binding; RNA polymerase II cis-regulatory region sequence-specific DNA binding; DNA-binding transcription factor activity, RNA polymerase II-specific. The record is from RefSeq and is a predicted model, not a curated record. NCBI's taxonomy places the organism in Eukaryota, Metazoa, Chordata, Mammalia, Monotremata, Tachyglossidae. The transcript has 11 exons.